Molecule: messenger RNA, 5231 nt
Organism: Condylura cristata (star-nosed mole)
Lineage: Eukaryota; Metazoa; Chordata; Mammalia; Eulipotyphla; Talpidae
Gene: EPB41L4B
Product: erythrocyte membrane protein band 4.1 like 4B
Exons: 26
Cellular component (GO): cytoskeleton
Molecular function (GO): cytoskeletal protein binding
Source: RefSeq, a predicted model, not a curated record
GGCGGCGGGCCCCUGCUCACGGGCGGCGCGGCGGUGCACAUCUCUGCCGCCGGCGCCGCCAAGGCCACUCUCUACUGCCGCGUCUUCCUGCUCGACGGAACCGAAGUGAGCGUGGACCUGCCGAAACACGCCAAAGGCCAGGAUCUUUUUGAUCAGAUCGUGUACCAUUUGGACCUCAUAGAAACAGAUUACUUUGGCCUCCAGUUCCUCGACUCUGCCCAGGUGGUGCACUGGCUGGAUCAUGCCAAACCCAUUAAAAAACAGAUGAAAAUUGGACCUGCUUAUGCUUUGCACUUUCGAGUUAAAUAUUAUUCUUCAGAACCGAACAACCUGCGUGAAGAGUUUACAAGGUACCUGUUUGUUUUACAACUCAGGCAUGACAUUCUUUCAGGAAAAUUGAAAUGCCCCUAUGAAACAGCUGUGGAAUUAGCUGCUCUCUGUCUACAAGCGGAGCUUGGGGAGUGCGAGCUUCCGGAACACACGCCAGAGCUUGUGUCUGAGUUUCGGUUCAUUCCAAAUCAGACAGAAGCAAUGGAAUUUGAUAUCUUCCAGAGAUGGAAAGAGUGCAGGGGAAAGAGCCCUGCCCAGGCGGAACUCUCCUAUCUGAAUAAAGCGAAGUGGCUGGAACUGUAUGGGGUACACAUGCACGUUGUCAGGGGAAGAGAUGGCUGUGAAUAUUCUCUUGGACUGACCCCGACAGGCAUAUUAAUCUUUGAAGGAGCUAACAAAAUAGGCUUAUUCUUUUGGCCUAAAAUUACCAAAAUGGAUUUUAAAAAAAGCAAAUUGACACUCGUGGUGGUGGAGGAUGAUGAUCAGGGGCGUGAGCAGGAGCACACGUUUGUGUUCCGGUUAGACAGUGCCAGGACCUGCAAGCACCUCUGGAAAUGUGCGGUGGAACACCACUCCUUCUUCCGACUGCGCACACCGGGAAACAGCAAAUCCAACAGAUCAGACUUCAUCCGCUUGGGGUCUCGCUUCAGAUUCAGUGGGCGGACAGAGUAUCAGGCGACCCACGGCUCCAGGUUAAGAAGAACCAGCACCUUCGAGAGGAAGCCUAGCAAGCGCUACCCAUCCCGGAGACAUUCGACCUUCAAAGCAAGCAACGCGGUGAUAGCAGCUCAGCUCUGCUCUAAAACAAACCCUGAAGUUCAUAAUUACCAGCCUCAGUAUCAUCCCAAUGUCCACCCCGGCCAGCCUCGGUGGCACCCUCACUCUCCAAAUGUCAGCUACCCGCUCCCUUCCCCAGGGCUCAGCAGUGUGGACCGGCUGCCUUUUGGCAUCGAGGAGAAUGGGGGUACGCCCUUCACCACCAAAGUUCCAGGAAGGCACCACCACCACCACCAGCAGCACCAGCACCACCCAAGCUACGGCCUCUCGCUGACCCUGGAGAACAAGGAGGGCCCUUCUCGGUCCCCCAACUCUAUCAGUAAAUCCCUUACAAAACUGAGUCCGGGACCACCUGCCCUAUUCAGCGAAGCUGCUGCCCAUCUCAAGAAGCUGGAACUGGACACCGUGAAGGCUGCUGGACCCUGGCCCACUCUGCACAUCAACAUAAAUAAGGCUGAAGAGAAGAAAGUUUCGGAGAAGACUCUUCAGACCCCACUCUUGCCGUCCCCAGUGGCUGAGCAUGUGAAAUGCAACAUUUUGAAAGCCCAGUUGGAGAAUGCUUCCCGAGUGAGCGCCCAGGUUGGAAAAGAAGAGUCAACGUUUGUAAAUAUCAAUAAGAAAUCCAGUCUUCAGGAUACUAAUGUAAGAAGUCCGAUCCCCAUACGUGUGGAAACUGCCCAGCCAGUGGUGGAAAAGCCAGAAAUCAAGCCUCCCCGAGUGAGGAAGUUAACAAGACAAUACAGUUUUGAUGAAGACGACCUCCCUCCAGACCUGGCCGAAGCAGUAGGACCGCCCACCACCACCACCACCGCCACCACCACAGCCACCACCACGCAGGUCUCCGCUCCGCUGGCGUCUCCCAAGGUCCACAAAAUCAGCUCGCCUCAGAAUUCCGAAGGCCAGAGCCAGCUGUCCCCAGGGGUCAAGAGCCCCUCUGACCGAGGAGGUGCCUUUACCUUGGAGCCAGGCGAUCUCCUGAUGGACUUCACAGAAGCCACUCCUCUGGCAGAGCCCGCCAGCGCCCCCUACUGUGCCCACUCUCGCUGUUCUCCUCCACUCUCUCUCCCCAUGAAGGAAGAGACCACUGGAGUUUGCAUGCACCCUCCAAUCAAAACAAGGCUGAUAAAAACAUUCCCAGCUGAUCCAGUGACCCCAUUUCCUGAUCCUUUCAUUACAGGGCCACAGUUUACGGCAGAUUUUAGAGACAGUAAAUCACAGUGCUGUCCUAGCCAGUCUUCCCCGCUAAUUCCAACAGCAACCCUGAGGCCUUUGACAGAGACCGGCUCCACCGUGCAGACCAUCUAUGCCACCCGGAAGCCUGUUUCUCUGGCAGCCAGUGCAGAGACGCUCCGGCAAGAACUAGAGAGAGAGAAAAUGAUGAAAAGACUGUUGAUGACCGAACUGUGAAAUUCUUCCCUCGUUACCUGGAGGAUGGCACGGUGCCUUCUGUCCGUUUUCUUUCUUCGGGCUUUGUGCUUGCUUUAGCACAACAUGCAAAUGCGUGUGUUCUGUUUGCCCGUCUCCAUGGUUAGUUGAAGCCAACUUGUGGCUUGACUUUUAUUGGAAACGUUAUUUUAUGUCUCCUGAGUAGUAGAAUUUUUCUACUGCUCAGUGUAGUUGAGACAGAAUUUGGUAAGCCUGAAAGAAGAAUAUGGGAAAAUGGGGAUUCCUUUUCAGAAGUACCUGUGUAUAUUUAUCAGUAACCACAGGGGUUAAUAUGGCCUGGAAUCCUUUCCUGUCAAUCUCAACCAUGAUUUUGUAUGAUUGAAACUAGCACCAAGCUUUGUUUGUUAAAGAGUCAUUUUUAAUGGGAAAGUAAUUCCUUACUGCUGAUUUUUUUUCAUUUACACUGGUAAAUACACAGAUCUUAAAAUAUCCUUAACAUUCAUUUUUAUUCAAACCUAAGUAGUGAACUGAGAAAGAGUGUUGUAAUCAUCAGGACUGGAAGUACUUCAGCUUCCCUUGAAAUAUAAUUUAAUUUGUGAAUUUGGUAGAUACCAUUUUUGGGGGGAUAAACAGAAUUAUCAUUGAACUCAAAGUAUGGCUUCAGUUGUCUAAAAAACCCUUCCAAGGUUAAAAGGAUUUAAUGUCAAGAUUCAUUUGGGUGUUCCAUAAGGAAAAUUAUUUCUAAAGUUGAUCAAUUCAUGUCCUGGUAAUAGAGCUUUGACCAGAAGAAACUUUGCUCUCUUUUUAUAUUGUUUCAAGAAAUGUGUUUUUAAAUUUUUAUUCACUUGAACAACUUUGCAGGAAUAAAGAGACCCCCUAACCACACACUGCCCCCUUUAAAUUGUUUUCCAAGCUUUCUCAAUGAAUAAACCCCCCUUUUUACAUAGCUCUGACCAUUUGGUUGUUCUACAUCAUCAGACACAUAUUCCUCUGAUCAGCACAGAUCCUACAGCUCACCACUUUAAAUGUCUUUGUAUCCAUGUAAUUCAAUUAACCUUACUUCUUUCCAUUAUGAGACAUUUGCAUCAUAUCCAAGUUUUCACUCUUAUAAAUAGUGCUGCUAUGAAUGUCUUUGUAAAAACAAAAACAAAAAACUUUGAUCCUUCAUUUGGAUUUUUCCCUUUGGAAUAUCUCCAAAGAAGGAUUAUAAGGUCAAAGAGCAUGAACUAUUUUAUAGCUCUUGUUUCAUAUUGUCAAAUUGCUUUCUAGAAAGAUCCAAUCUCUGGGUUGGAAGGACCUUAAAGGUCAUUUAGUUCAACCCCCUAUGCCCUCUGAAUGCUUGAAUCCCCUCCACAAUUUAUGACACCACCAGCAAUGUAUAAGUAUUUCUAUUUACCAACAGCUCUGCCAGUAUUGGGUUUUGCCAUUUUUAUUUAUUUUUGCUAGUUUAAUAGAUGUGUCUAGCUGUUCUUAAAAGGUUUUACUUCAUUAGUUGCUAGCAAGGCCGAGCACUUUUCCAUGUGAUGAUUUACUAGCUGUUUUCCUUUGUGUGUAAAAUGUCCAUCCAUUUCUUAUGACCACUUGUUAAGUGGAAUUGAUCUCGUAUAUUUGUAUCAGAACUGUAUUUUUAUGUUGUAUUGUAUAGUUUGCUCUCCUGUCCCUAUCCUUAAAACUGAAUGGUGCCAAUAAUUUGAUACUAAUGCUUAUUAAAAAACAAAGUAAUGCCUCAUUUACUAGCAUUGUUGUGAAAUGAGGCAGGUAAGCAAAUAUUCAGAUAACAGAGGAUUAACCCUUUAAGUGCUGAAUCUUUAAAAUUUUAAUAUUUUUUGAGGGAAAUCUUUCUAAAACGUAUUACACACUUCCCUGCCUUAGUAAACAGAGUAUUCUGGAGAGUAUUUAAUCUUUUCUUAAUGAGUCACACUCAUCAUUUUGAACAUCAGUCCCUUUUGUACCAUGGUGUGGUACAGUGAUGUCAGCAGGAGCUUUCACCUGUGGGGCUUGGCUUUGCCUCUCACUCACCAAUCUGCCCUUCUCACUGAUGGAUUUUACUGCUGUCUGCCAUCGGUGAAGCCAUCUUAGGGCAACGGUGGCAUUUGGGACCUUUUACAACCACAUGUGCUCCAUGUGUUCCUGUACUUUCGAGGCAACAUUAGCUGUUCUUAAUCUUGUGCACAUGAAACAAAGUGUGUUCCUGCACAGCCUGGAGGUGAUAUCUGUGUCAGGGCUGUCGCCUUUUGCCAACCUUCCACUCGCGUCCUCCUCCAACCUGCUUCCUGAGUCUUCUGCUCCUACUUCUUGCUCUCUGGUGGGCAACACUGAAGUUUUCUUGGGGAAGCCAGGAAACACCGUGCUCCAUUUAUGUCGGGUUGACUUUGCUUCUUAGGAAGGUGCAUGGGCUUUUGGCUGCUGUUUUCAGGGGGCACCGAACCCCCUGCUUCUUCCCCACUUCCCUCUGGGUUCACAGAUAUUUCAGAAGGUUGAUGUCACUGGAAGUCUGAUUACAGUCUGGCUGUUGCUGUAUAUGAAAACUCAGUACUUUUGGCAGCUCUACUCCAACCAGUAAAAUCAAGAGGAUUCAUGGUUCUGACAGUUGUCCUGGUUAUUUGCUUACUUCAAUGUGUGGUGGGUGUUUGGCAUGGUGACCCAAACAAAUGACAUUAUGUGGGGUGUGUUCACAAGGACGAAUGUGAUUUGGUACAAUCGCUUCACCUUUUUAUAUACUUAGCACCAAAACAAAA